Messenger RNA from Spea bombifrons (plains spadefoot toad), 2306 nucleotides. RefSeq names its product carcinoembryonic antigen-related cell adhesion molecule 1-like. Bases 100 to 1965 code for a protein of 621 amino acids. The transcript is spliced from 13 exons. The record is from RefSeq and is a predicted model, not a curated record. NCBI's taxonomy places the organism in Eukaryota, Metazoa, Chordata, Amphibia, Anura, Pelobatidae.
AAUAGAGGCAAUAAAGAGACUGGUGGAAUCCGUUUCACGGGCUGCUCCGUCGUUGGGUUAAAACAAAAGAAUUCAAGAGUCCGAGACAGGUCAAAACCAAUGGGUCUCUACCAGCUGCCUCUGACGUUGGUCCUUUUACUUUCUCUGCUAGGAGCUGUGUCCUCUUCAAGGGAAAUUCCUGGACUUUUCGGGGCGUCUGUGUAUCUAUCUGGGGAUGUGACUGUCACCGAGAACCAUCAGAUAGAAUGGAAUAUGGGAACCACGCUGCUUGCGAGACACAUCCCAGGAAAUGCACCAGCAUACUAUUCAAAAUGCAGCGGGAGGUGUGAAUUAUUCCCUAAUGCGACAUUAAGGAUGGACAGACUGGUAACUACAGAUGAUGGAGGUUAUUCCGUCUCAGUUAAGCUUGAUAAUACUUUAUAUCAAGUCACAGUGCAGCUGAAAGUAUACAGGCAACUCAGUGCUCCAUCCCUCACAAUAUCUGUUAACAACCGGCCAGUGGCUGGCAGCAACAUAAGUCUACAAUGCAAUAUCGGUGGUCAGGUUGUCCACACUUACUACUUCUUCCAAAAUAAUAAAUAUGUUUCCUGCGACCUGCCGCAUAUCACCUGUAAUCAGUCCAGCCCCCUCCUGUCCUUCCAACCAAUCACAGAAAGCGAUAGUGGAAACUACACAUGCGGAAUCGAUAAUCCUGUUAGCAUUAACAUCAGUGCUCCCUUGAGUGUUAAUGUAGCAGUGAGGGUCUCUCAGGUGACCCUGAAAAAUAAUGCCUCAAGUCCAGUAUUGGCCGAGAAGGAUUCGGUUUCUUUAUCGUGUUCGGCACUUGGCACAGAUCUCAGUUAUAAUUGGAGCCUAGAUGGACGAUUCCUAACUCCGAACCCCCGAUAUCACUUCAUCAAUAACAACUCGACCCUCGUCAUCAGUCCCGUCUCCAGGAGCGACCAGGGGUAUUUCGUUUGUACGGUCUAUAAUUACCUUAAUUCUAUGACCAGCAACCCACUGAACCUGACAUGGUACCCAGAAGGCUCUCUUGAGUGUUCUGCAGCAAAACUUGAUCAGAAUUUACAGUUGAGUUGCUCCUGGCCCGGGGGAUACCCAUCUGCGGACAUUCACAUGCGCUACUAUAACCUAAGUGAAAGGGGGCAAGACCAACUGACCACAAUUUUGCCAAUGCGUCUUGGAGAGCAGCUUUCCUGUACUGGUGCACAAUGGGGGUCAAUCAGAACGUGUGCACUUGACAUUGAUGCUCCACAAUCUGCAGGGUUCAUUAAUAACAGCGUCAUUGAAGGUAUACUUGGCGGUACCAUUAUUUUAAGCCUUUCUUUGAGCAGAAGCAGCAGCAAAUCUUCCCUUUCGUCAACGGAAAGCAUUCUUCCUGCGAAAUUCUCUUGGAGAUGGGUCACCAACUCCUCCAUCCUCCUUCCAGUAGACAACAUGAAAGUGAUUUCCAAUGAUUUUGAAUCAUAUCUUAUAGUGUCCUCGCUGACCAAGGAACUCGGAGGACAAUUUAUAUGCACAGCUGAAAAUAUUUUAGGAAGCACAGACUUUAACUUUGUUCUCAAUGUGAUUGCAGAAGAAGGUAGUCCCAGCUGUGAUGCCCUAUCUCCUGGUGCUAUAGCCGGGAUUGUAAUCGGUGCUGCAUGCUUUGUGAUGUUCGUUGUGGUCACUAUUAUCCUAAUCCAUAAGAAGACGAGCAGUGAUACAAACGGCAAAGGAAGAGAGGAAAAUGAUCCUGGCUUUUUCCCAAAUCUCAGCCCUAUAAAUAUUCCACGAGUUGAUAGUUUUACUGGUAAAAAUAUCCAAAACAAGUCAGAUGACGAGGAACGCGCUUAUGAGGAUAUUAAGGUAAUUCCUCGACCCGUUUGCGACCAUACGGACUUACCGUCAGAUGACAAGGAACGCGCUUAUGAGGUACCAAGCAUACCUCCAAAUAUUUACAAAAACCUCCUGAAGCAACGACCAUAAAGAACUUAAAGAGAAUACGGAAAUAGAAUCUGAUCCUUUUCAAAGAUGGUUACACCAACCGCUGUAUAACUUCACAUGGGAGAAACCAAAGAAUCAUUGUACUGAGAAAUGAUCAACAGGAAUACAUUUCAAGUCUUAUGGCAUAUUUAAAAUACCAGUAUAUAGAACUGGUCCAUAGCCCUCUGGUAUUUACAUAAGGUGUAUAUGUGUGGUCUGCAGUGACCCCUAGUGGUCCCUAAAAAUAUUGCAAAACUGCAAUUUUCAAACUGGAAUUUAUGAUUUAUGUACCUACUUUAACAAGUUAAACUGUUGUAUAUCAAUAAAAAGCAUGAGACAGUCAA